This is a messenger RNA of Wasmannia auropunctata (little fire ant), 2184 nucleotides long. RefSeq names its product translation factor GUF1 homolog, mitochondrial (gene waw). Lineage: Eukaryota; Metazoa; Arthropoda; Insecta; Hymenoptera; Formicidae. The transcript has 7 exons. Gene Ontology annotation, molecular function: GTPase activity; mitochondrial ribosome binding; GTP binding. Gene Ontology annotation, biological process: positive regulation of translation. Gene Ontology annotation, cellular component: mitochondrion. The coding region runs from base 183 to 2126 and encodes 647 amino acids. The record is from RefSeq and is a predicted model, not a curated record.
UCGUAUAUGUAUAUCUAUCGUUUCGAGUAGUCGAGUGAAUCCAGACAUAAUUCUUAUGUUUUCAGGGAAGUGUGGAAAACAUUUACUCCGCGUGAAAGAAAAUGCUGCGAAUUAUCCGAAAUAUAGCGUGACAAGAGUUGUCGCAUGAUUGAUUUAUCUUGCAUAAUAUAGCACGUAUAAAAAUGCGUAACGCCGUGUUGAAUUUAUUGUGCACCGAAAUCAUCCGUACCGUCCGCAAUGCAAGACUUUUCAAACUGCAAAGAAGGUGGACGUAUUUGUCAAGCGGGCGUUUCUCCACGCAAUCCGACGUGGAGUACGACGUGCCAGUCGAAGAUAUUCGCAAUUUUAGCAUAGUCGCGCACGUUGAUCACGGUAAAAGUACGUUAGCGGACAGACUGUUGGAAUUAACAGGUGCCAUAAAGAUAAAUUCUGGCAAGCAGGUCCUGGAUAAUCUUCAGGUGGAGAAAGAACGCGGGAUCACUGUGAAAGCGCAAACGGCCUCGCUGUUUUAUACGUAUCGCGGCAAGAGGUACCUCCUGAAUCUUAUCGACACGCCCGGUCACGUUGAUUUUUCGGCCGAGGUUCAUCGGUCGUUGGCGCCUUGUCAGGGUGUCGUACUGCUGGUCGACGCUAACGACGGCGUGCAGGCGCAGACAGUGGCCAAUUAUUAUCUGGCGCGAGAGAAGGAUCUCGUGAUAAUACCGGUAAUUAAUAAGGUGGACUUGAAGAAUGCUAAUCCCGAGAAGGUCAAGGAGCAGUUGCAAACGCUACUCGAUGUGGAACAUGUGGACGUUAUCAAGAUAUCCGCCAAGCUGGGCACUGGUAUCGAGAAAGUUCUGGAUGCCAUUGUUGAAAGAAUUCCACCGCCCACGGUGGCUAGAGACAAGCCCUUCCGAGCGCUGAUUUUCGACAGCUGGUACGACAAGCAUAAAGGGACGAUUUCUUUGAUUUAUGUGAAAGAUGGGUCGCUGUCGGUCGGCAAACAAAUUAGUUCGGCAUAUAUGAAAAAGUCGUACGAAAUUCGAAGUAUCUUCCUUCUUAGACCCCAUACAGAAAAUGUAAAGACAAUAUUUGCUGGACAAGUAGGCGCUAUUUCGUGCAACAUGAAGUCUAAGGAGGCCCACAUUGGUGAUACUUUACAUCUGCGGCAUCAGCCUGUUGAUUCCUUAGAAGGAUUCAAGCCACCGAAGCCAAUGGUGUUUGCAGGAGUGUAUCCAAUGGAUCAGUCACAAUUCCCCUCUUUGCAAGCAGCUAUUGACAAGCUUGCUCUAAAUGACAGUGCUGUAAAUGCCGUUUUAGAGUCAAGCGCUGCGCUUGGAAGGGGAUGGCGAAUCGGCUUUCUAGGCUUAUUACAUAUGGAGGUCUUUAUUCAACGUCUUGAACAGGAAUACGGGGCACAACCGAUAGUUACGGCACCGUCAGUGACUUACAGAGCGAAGAUUUUCGGCAGUAAAAACAUAACGAAAUAUCAAGGCGACACAGUGAUUUUUAAUAAUCCAGUGCAUUUUCCAGACCCCCAAAUUGUCACCGAAUUUUACGAGCCUAUGAUUCUAGCGACUGUCAUUACGCCAGAUAUAUACAUGAGAGAAAUUAUAUCACUUUGCUGGGAGAAGCGAGGAUUAGAAAAACUGACCAAGCCUAUUGGCAAGGACAGAUUCAUGCUGCAAUAUGUGAUGCCACUGAAUGAAGUAAUUCUCGAUUUUCACGAUUCCUUGAAGAGCAUAAGUUCUGGUUACGCCAGUUUUGAUUACGAAGAUUGUGACUAUCAAGUGUCCGACGUAGUAAAGAUAAAUAUUUUGUUAAAUGGACUUGUGGUAGAAGAAUUAGGCACAAUUGUACAUAGAACGAAAGCAUCUCAGAUAGGUAAGAAGCUAUGUGUCAAGCUUCUCGAAACCAUUCCACGACAGCUUUUCGAAAUAGCGAUUCAAGCAGCAGUAGGAAAUAAAGUGAUCGCGAGGGAAACUUUGAAGCCCUACAGAAAGGAUGUGACAGCAAAAUUAUACGGUGGUGAUGUUACUAGAAGAAAAAAAUUGUUGGCGCAGCAAGCGGAAGGAAAGAAGAAAAUGAAGAUGAUAGGAAAGAUUUCCUUACCACGGGACACUUUCAUAAGCGUAUUAAAAAGAUAGCAGCAAUUUUAUAUUUAAUGUAAUAUCCUAUUACAAAAUAAUAACAUUUAUAAAAAUA